This is a messenger RNA of Cryptomeria japonica (Japanese cedar), 2366 nucleotides long. Its product is annotated as cytochrome P450 72A397. Lineage: Eukaryota; Viridiplantae; Streptophyta; Pinopsida; Cupressales; Cupressaceae. The transcript has 7 exons. Gene Ontology annotation, molecular function: monooxygenase activity; iron ion binding; oxidoreductase activity, acting on paired donors, with incorporation or reduction of molecular oxygen. The record is from RefSeq and is a predicted model, not a curated record. The coding region runs from base 182 to 1948 and encodes 588 amino acids.
GACACGUGCGAGUCAACGCUGUAGUGCGCCAGUGGCCAGGAGAUGUGAAGAGCGCUGCACCAAAUUUUGCAAUUCGGACAACACUCAGAUCGCCCUAUGCUGAUUUAAAGACAACCUACGAACUAUCACAAAGCUCUUCGAAGGUGAAAGCGAUAUAUUUUUCUUAAUUUUGCGCUGAACGAUGAGUGGCUGGAGUGACGAUGUAGCAGAUGCAUGGUCAUGGAAUGCCAGGUUUUGGUCAGCAAUGCAAGAGAGCAGGGCGCUGACGAUGAUGCGGGAGUACGUAGUUCAUGAGGUGAACGCCAUUCUGUGGGCGCUGUUGAUUAUUGUCACGGGCCUUCUACUCCGAAGAGUGUGGCGCCUCCUUCGCUUUUGGGUGCGGGGCAGCCGCUUGCCCGGUCCUCCUUUGAAUGCCCUCGCCCGCAACAAGGGAUGCGAUGCCCUCGAUCAAUUUACUGCUUUUCUUGGUCAAGCACAUAAGGACUACGGCUCUGUGGUUAGGGUGUGGCUUGGUCCUACUCAGCUUCUUGUGUCUGUUAAGGACCCUGAGCUAAUACAGCAUCUGCUUGUACAAGCAAAGGAUCGGUUGCCACUUACUGGAAAGGCCUUUCAGCUUGCAUUUGGGAAAAGCAGUUUAUUUGUCUCUUCCUUUGCACAGGUACAGAGUAGACGGAUUUCUCUAGAACGGCAAUUAAAUGGGAAAUUUCUGGAAAGGGUACAUUCAAUCUCUCUGAAAGUUGUAGACCGAAUCAAGCAAUGGGCAGAUGUGGGUCCUUCUGGCUUGGAACUGGAUUGUAAAACAGCCUCACAGCACAUGGCUUUCUCAAUUCUUGGAGCUACUCUUUUUGGGGAUGGGUUUCUGAUCUGGCCUGCUGCCAGAGAGUUUGAAGAUCUGCUUAUGAUGAUUGCAAAGGAGUGUUGCUUCUGGGCAACCUACAAUGUUUUACCACUAUGGAAUAAAAACUUUCAGAGGUAUAAAGCAACAUGUUUGAGGCUGCAAGACUUAACCAAACACAUGAUUCAGGAGGGUAAGAAUCAACAUCGUAAUGUAAUAGAAUCAUAUAACAAGAUAGAAAGUGCAAACAUUGAUGCUGGGAUUGCAGCUGGAUAUGGAGGAACAAGUGGAGAGUUUGUUGAGGAUUUAAUUGCUGGAAUUAUAUCGUCUAAAGAUUCCUCUGGUAAUUUGAAUUUAUCAGAGGAAAUUCGUGGUGAUAUAAUGGGUAUGAUGUUUCAUGGUUGCCUGACAACAACAGGCAUAAUAAGCGGUGUGCUUACAAAACUUGCACAGCAUCCAGAAGUUCAAGCCAAGGUGUAUCAAGAGAUUGUGUCUAUUUGUGGGAAGUCAGCAACACCAAGUUUUACAGAUGUGCAGAAAAUGCAUUUUCUUCUGGCAACCAUUUAUGAGUCUGCUCGGCUUUUACCUGCUGGACCAUUGCUACAACGAUGUUCCCUAAAGCAUGAUAUGAAAUUGACUAAAGAAAUCACUGUACCAGCUGGAGCUAUUUUGGCUGUCCCAAUACAACUUGUACAAAUGGAUGCUUGUAAAUGGGGUGAUGAUGCGGAGAUUUUUAAUCCAGAUCGUUUCUUGAAACAAAAAACAGUGAAUUCAGAUUCUUGUAAAAUCAAAGGAGAUUCACAUAAAGCCGUCGGCUUAACCGAACAAGGAGAUACAGAUCUUGUUGAGAAUUCUGAUGGUCAAAGUGCUGGGAGUGAUUUUAAGGAUCCAGAUAUUAAUUAUUCUUUUCUCCCUUUUGGCUCUGGUUCUCGGGUCUGUGUUGGCAAGAGAUUUGCAAGUGUUGAAAUGACAGCACUUCUGGCAUCACUGCUUCAACGUUAUGAGAUUAAACUUGGUCCUGAUUCUGACAUGGACCUGAAGCCAAAGAUUGAAAACUUCACUUUGCAACUGUUUCCAAGCCCCAAACUCAGUCUUGUGCCCAGAGGUUUCUGAAGAAGGGAAAGCAGGGAAUUUGUGCAAUAUUUUUGGUUCCUUGCCACAAGAAAUGCUGUUGGGUGUUUUAAAAUCCAGGAAGUAGGUGUUUAAAAUGGUGGUAGCCAUUUGUCAGGGUAAUAUUGUAUAUUGUGUUUUUUUCCAUUUUGAUUGGCAUUGUGUAUAAUUCUGAUGGUACAAGGCUAGAUUGCUCUUCCGUUUUUUUCUCUACUUGGCAUUGUCUCUCUUAGAACAUGCCGAAUAGAGUUGUGCAGAAGAUGAUUUGAUCCUGUCCAAUCUUCAGCAUGUACCAGUUUGAUAGCCUGUGAAAGGUUCUCUUCCUAUGUUUUUAUUCCAAGUUUUUUCUCCUCACUAAUGGAGUUAAAAUGUAUUCUAGAUUUCUAUCUGUGAUAUAAUAAUAAUAAUUGGACUUUCUUCA